GGCGGGUCGAAGGGAUUUGUAGAUUGGCCUCACCGGAUAUCACAGGAAGGUUGCCUUGGGCUUUUGUCUGUUAAAUUGGGCGAAGAAGACCUCGGAUCACCGUCCUACGACCCCGAUGAGUCGGUGCUGAGCCUUCGUCCGCUCUGCGGCGGACAUUAUCAGAUUGUUAUAAGCCAUGGUGCCAACGUUAAGUUAAAGAACGCUCUUGGUUUGAAACCUUUUGAUCUUGUGCUGCGUGGCAACAACGACUCUCUGGUGGAUGAGUUCGCUACUCAUCAAGGUCAGACUGAGCUUAUUCGUCUUCUUGAUCAGCAAGCGAGUCGAUCACAGCGCCUCAGCUCACAUUCCCACAACUUGUCUGCGACGGAGCUUGGCCCGGCCUUAGAAGUUGGGGAGCUUGGAACUAGUGAAAAUGGAGAAGUGGGCAGUUCCAGUUUAGCUGGGCUGGAAAACUUUUAG
This is a messenger RNA of Protopolystoma xenopodis, 459 nucleotides long. The record is from the annotation of a GenBank genome assembly. Lineage: Eukaryota; Metazoa; Platyhelminthes; Monogenea; Polystomatidea; Polystomatidae.